Penicillium macrosclerotiorum is the source of this 3060-nucleotide messenger RNA. RefSeq names its product serine/threonine-protein kinase. The coding region runs from base 1 to 3060 and encodes 1019 amino acids. The transcript has 3 exons. Gene Ontology annotation, biological process: meiotic recombination checkpoint signaling; protein phosphorylation. NCBI's taxonomy places the organism in Eukaryota, Fungi, Ascomycota, Eurotiomycetes, Eurotiales, Aspergillaceae. The record is from RefSeq and is a predicted model, not a curated record. Gene Ontology annotation, molecular function: protein serine/threonine kinase activity; ATP binding; protein binding. Gene Ontology annotation, cellular component: nucleus; cytoplasm.
AUGGAGGCUACACAGGAAUCCACCCAGCCUUGUGUGGACCCACGCCGCAUGGGCCUGAAUAAUUCAGGGCUCCAAGAACAGGAUCUGGCUGACAUCGUCUGUAUCCUGCACCCCAACUCUCACGCCGCGCAUGAUGCCGUUGCUGCAACCGCGAGUCUGAGCACCCAGCACAUUCUCCAGCAAGAUGUCUUGGAUUUUGAGACCUCCGAAACAGCAGCCCUGGAUAUUGCACUCAGAUUAUCAUCGAAAGUGCAUGACCUUAGCGUCGGAUUCUGCUUUGGACGCAACCGGGCUCGGUGUGAUGUUCUGCUGGCAGUCGACGAUGACGCAAAACGAGUGUCCAACACUCACUUUCGGAUUUACUUGACUGGCGAUGGCAUUAUUAUGCUGCAGGAUACGUCGACGAAUGGCACCAUAGUAGACAACUGUCGCCUACGCAAGAACCAGAAGGAAAAUAGCCGAAUGCUUUUAAAUGGAUCUGUCAUCCAGGUUGUCACGGGAAAUCAAGGUUCAGAUGAAGUGCGAUUCAUCGUUCGAAUUCCAUCGCGAGAUGGUUUUGCUGUACCAUACACCAAGAAUGCCCUUCGAUAUUUCGAGCGAGUCCAGCAACUCACAACAGGGAUCAAACCGCGACAAGGUACCACGCAGCCGGGUCUUUCAUGGUCGGUGUCCAAUACAUAUGGCAUGCACUGGACCGGCGGCUCGAUGUACAAUGUGACCGGGCAGAUCGGAAAAGGUGCGUUUGCCACUGUCUACAAGCUGGCAACGAAGCAGCAUGGUGCCAUCUACGCUGCAAAGGAACUGGACAAGCGGCGCUUCAUGAAAAAUGGGAUUUUAGACCAAAAAGUGGAUAAUGAGAUGAAAAUUAUGCGGGAUCUCAAACAUCCCAAUAUCGUUCAAUACGUCGACCACCAUGAACAUGAUAGAUGGAUCUACAUAAUCAUGGAAUACGUUGCUGGGGGAGAGCUGUCUACCUAUUUGUCAAGUCACACCAAAAUCCCGGAGGAUAUGGUGCGAACCAUCGCUCGUCAGCUACUUAGAGCGCUUCAUUACCUUCACAAGCGCCGAAUUACGCACCGCGAUAUUAAACCAGAUAACAUUCUGAUCGCAUCUCUGGACCCAUUGCGAGUUAAAAUUUCUGACUUUGGCCUGUCAAAAGUGACUCAAGAGGAGACAUUUCUGAAGACGUUCUGUGGCACGCUUUUGUACUGUGCUCCUGAGGUGUAUCCCGACUACGAGACCUAUCGACGUGGGGAAGCUCGAAAGAGACGACGCGUGGGGGACCCACCUCCCAAAACAUCUCCGUACAGCCAGUCAGUCGAUAUGUGGUCGCUUGGUGCAGUACUUUACCAUAUCCUGUCCGGAGUUCCUCCAUACUCAGGACGCGCUGAGGACCGUGGUGUAGCCAUGUUGCGUAGCAUCAUGGAAAGUGAGGCUGAUUUCGAUAUACUCCGUCGCGAGGGUGUGUCUGAAUCUGGCGUCAAUUUUGUCGCACAGCUCCUGAACCGCGAUCCUUUUUCUCGACCAACAGAAAAAGAAUGCUUCCAGCAUCCGUGGAUUUCAGAGGUGCCGGAUGUGGAUGAGUAUGAAGAUGACGACAUCCUAGUCGAUGCUCAUGAUGGUCUUUCUGUUAUUGGCGAGGACGCAGAAGAGGAACUUGAUGCGUCCCAACUUUCCCUUAGGGACCAUGCCGAGUAUGCCCUUGUGGCUGAAGGGGAGGAGUCAAGCAGUAACGAAGCCCUUGCCAAGAGGCCACGGAUUGAAUCCGGUCCGACGGACAUACGUUACCCAUCUCUUCCCAAAAUUGAGAGUUUCCAGGACGGCCAAGUCGUUGCCGAGCACCAUGCCAGACGCCUCUUUGGGGAGGUCACAUCAUCGGCUUUGCGAAGUUCCCACGCCCUCGGUGAAACCGGCUCCUGGAAUGGCGACGACAUCGACGGCGACGGAUUCGCUUCUUCUGGUGAGUCCAUGAACGAUGAACGCAGUGUCUAUUCGAUCAUUUCUCUCCCGGAACAUCCCUUCGGCGGCACGGCGCCCAGCCUCAUGGGCGCAGAGAACCUGGUUGGACGACUGAACAUGAACUCUUCACUCCCUAUCCUACACCCUCAGGGGGGCCUGGUUAACCAAAUUUCGACUCGUCAGACAAGCCCUGGACAAUCCAGAGAACCCCCCAAUGCCGCUAGCACUCCGCGAGUGGAACAGAUCCCACUCACCUCCAGUGCAAACGACACGACCCCCAAGGCUCCUAAAAUCUCCCGCCGCAUCGAACUUGAGCUGCCUGAGACGGCGAGCGAGCGCUCUAGCAGUUCUAGUGCGCCAGUCAGCCGCCCCAGCCCUACGAAUCCUCCCAAUCCUGUUGGCAGUGCGGAGUUCGACAUUGAGCUCGCAACUACACUCGAUGCACAGACCGGAAAAGCCGUCCUGGAGCAGCUACGUUCGAUUGAUGACCAACCGCCCGAGCUGAUUAUCCAUCGGCAGCCUGACGGCAUUCCCCAAGCCAUGCCGUCCACCGAGUUUACCAAGCCCUCAAAGCUCCUUGGCAGGCUCCGGAGCACCCCUGGGUCGAUGUUUGACCUGAACCUCCGCCUCGAAAAUCGCAUGACCUCGUGGGGCCGGGGCCCCAAUGCGACGGUGCGCCAUCUCGACAACCUGGAUGUUCGCAUUCCUGCCUAUGCCCUGGAAAUCACAUUCUGGGCCCCUGGGCUGGAACGUAAGAUCGCACGGGGCAAUGACUGGACCGAUGUUCCGGGGGUGAUGGCCGUCUUGUCGACCAAGACACGCAAGUGCAUUUGGGUCAACGGGACGGAGCUGCGAAAGGGCGGCCCGGAGGGCCUGCAGUUCGGCAAGCUGUACACAGGGGACACCAUAACGAUCUACAAACACAAGGACAACGGAGAAUUUCUCGAGUUACAGUGCGAGUUCUACCACGGCGAAAGCGCUCAGCCUCGGCCUAGCCACGAGGCCGGGUUUGUCGUACGCCAGGCACUUGUGGGCAAGUCGGACGGGGCAGCAAACCGGUUGCCCGUCCGGCCCCCUUACGCUAAGGCCGACGAGGACUAA